UCUCAAACUAAUACUUGGGAUUCUCAAGCUGCUAACAGGUCACAAACCGAAAGAAAUGCAUCCUGGGGAGCUAAAUCCGACAAGUCCCAAACCGGUUCAUUUGGUUUUCAAGCCCCCGGCAAGACUCAAAAUGAAAUGAAUCCACCCUGGAGUUCACAAUCUUCGGAAGAGCCACGUGGAAGAAGUAAUCAACCUAGAGAGAUUACUAAUGGGUCAAAGAGUAAUAGUGGGUGGGUUCCAAAUCCAGAGAACAAUACCAAUUUAAAUCAACCUAAUAAUACUUCGAAAUCGGAGCUAAAUAGUGAAGCUUGGUGGUGA
Messenger RNA from Cetraspora pellucida, 318 nucleotides. The record is from the annotation of a GenBank genome assembly. NCBI's taxonomy places the organism in Eukaryota, Fungi, Glomeromycota, Glomeromycetes, Diversisporales, Gigasporaceae.